Messenger RNA from Eutrema salsugineum, 782 nucleotides. RefSeq names its product peptidyl-prolyl cis-trans isomerase CYP19-1. NCBI's taxonomy places the organism in Eukaryota, Viridiplantae, Streptophyta, Magnoliopsida, Brassicales, Brassicaceae. Gene Ontology annotation, molecular function: peptidyl-prolyl cis-trans isomerase activity. The record is from RefSeq and is a predicted model, not a curated record. Gene Ontology annotation, biological process: protein peptidyl-prolyl isomerization; protein folding. The coding region runs from base 83 to 604 and encodes 173 amino acids. Gene Ontology annotation, cellular component: plasma membrane; cytosol. The transcript has a single exon.
UAACCAAAACCCUAAUCUCUCUCUCACACACACUCACACAAAUUUUUCUCCGAUCCAAAAAAAAAAUCUCCGAUCCAAAAAGAUGGCGGCAAACCCUAAAGUUUUCUUCGACAUGACCGUCGGCGGAUCACCGGCCGGCCGAAUCGUGAUGGAGCUUUACGCCGACACAACCCCAGAGACGGCGGAGAAUUUCAGAGCUCUCUGCACCGGCGAGAAAGGAAUGGGAAAAUCUGGGAAGCCACUCCACUACAAGGGAUCAGCUUUCCACCGUGUGAUCCCCAAAUUCAUGUGUCAGGGAGGAGAUUUCACCAAAGGAAACGGAACCGGAGGCGAGUCGAUCUACGGCAUGAAAUUCAAGGACGAGAACUUCACCAAGAAGCACACCGGUCCAGGUAUUCUCUCCAUGGCUAACGCUGGUGCCAACACCAAUGGAUCUCAGUUUUUCAUCUGUACCGAGAAGACGUCGUGGCUCGACGGUAAGCAUGUCGUGUUUGGUCAAGUCAUUGAAGGUAUGGAUGUUGUUAGGGCCAUUGAGAAGGUUGGAUCUGACUCUGGAAAGACCUCCAAGCCUGUUGUGGUUGCUGAUUGUGGUCAGAUUUCUUAGAUCUGAUGAUGAGAAAGAGAGAGAUUGAUCCAAUGGUAGCUUUGUGUUGUUUUUAAUUUUUGUUCUUCUUUUUCGUUCUUGUGUUUCUGCUUUUUUUUUUGGGAUCGUUUGAUUCCUUUUUCGAGUUUAGAGUCGCUACCAUUGAAUAAUAAUGAUAAUUAUCAAAUCUUCGUUAUCA